Messenger RNA from Suillus clintonianus, 1377 nucleotides. RefSeq lists its product as uncharacterized. NCBI's taxonomy places the organism in Eukaryota, Fungi, Basidiomycota, Agaricomycetes, Boletales, Suillaceae. The coding region runs from base 1 to 1377 and encodes 458 amino acids. The transcript has 5 exons. The record is from RefSeq and is a predicted model, not a curated record.
AUGUCUGAUGACCACACCCUCUGCUGCCAAUUUUCUGAGCCAAAUACGGUUGAGAUAUUUGACAAGGGCUCAUUCACCCGGAGGAUCGUGAUCUUUGGGUCAUUGAUCUCCGUCAUUUUCAGCCUUGGUAUCCUCUUCACUGGCGUUGGAAUCUGGAUCAUCUCGUUAUCUCAACAUCGCGCUCAUGGCCUCAUGUACUUCACAUGCCAUGCGCCCCAUGAAGUACUCAGCAUAGGACUGAAUGUAGUCGUUACAUUCUGCACUGAAUGUGCUGGGGUAAUGCACUCGACCAGCUUGCGAUUCGCACUAUUUCAAGAAUACCGGGCCCAGUACAACUCAAAUCUGCGUCUUCUGACCGGAUCUGAUGAAAAGUCGAUGAACUCUGCCGCCAUCAAUGCCAUAAUGACAAUCUUGCUCAUCCUUUCCUAUGCAUCCAGCUCUUUCUUCUAUCAACAGAUUUUCGAUUACGACUCCGGCAUUUUGGAAUGCGGAGUACAGGCGAUCCCAGCCAUUGUCCUCGGCAUCUGCAUGUUGCUCCAGACAUGCAUCUCGCUCUUUGCACUGCGGAAUGCGCAGAUCCUCACCUGGAGUACUUCCCCUUGCGACACUAUACCAGCACUUCUUUCUAUGCAUGACCAUCGAUCUUUAGAGAAAUAUUACUCCUUUCCAGACAGCUACGCGUGUUCAAGAACCUCCCUGGAUCGCCAACCGUCUGCGUGGGAUACUCGUAGGGGCGUAAGGGUAUCGGGCACCUGGGUCUGGCGGUUUGUCCCAAACCCAUAUCCCUCAUGGCAGUUCAUCCCUAGUGAGCUUGCUCAAGCAAGUGUGGGUGACUCCGUUGGCGGUGAUGCCACCUCUUUUACCACGUGGUUUUCAUUGUACGCAGUCAUGGUGGUUACUCAAGGUGGCCUCACCUUUGGGCUCCACUGCGCGGAACUUGUUGCAGGUGUAAUACGAGACGAGAGAUUGUGGAGACGACGAGUACCAAAGGGCGGAACCAAUUCUUCUUCUCGGUCUUGGCUUUAUGCGUUCUGCCUUGACAACUGGCUGUACGCCGUACUGCUCUUCGCAAAGCCAAUCCUUCCGCUCGGUCUUCUUGUCGUUGCCGUCGUCUUCACAUUGGCUGCUCGCCACCAUCCGAAGGGAGCACAGCCAGUUACUUACGGACACAUUAAGACAAUCUUGCACUUGAUGGAUAGUGAAGUUUUGGGUGAUAAGGAUGGCGGUCCUUGUCAUGUAGGGACGAGCAAAGAGCCACUUCUGGACGGAAACGAAGAUGAUGAUGGAUGCAUCGAUGAUGAUUCGGUAGACGCAAUCGCAUGUAUACACGAGCGUUGCGCAGAGAUUCAAUGGUUCAUACGAUUACGCUUUGAUUAA